AUGUCUACUCUCAGCGCGGAGCUGAUUCAGUACCUACACCAGCUCUCGUAUCUGCCGAUUACCAGGCUGUACAAGACCAUGUCCCUGCAGCUGGCCAAGGUCGACUUGGACAUGGACCUUGACCUGAAGAGCACCAUACAAAUGCUGGAUUGCGAGCAGGAUGACCCCGGAGUCAUCACGCAGCUGCUUCACAGCAUCCCCCGGGAUCUCUUGUCGUCCAUCGCCAAAGGUACAGUGGCCUACGAUGUCUUCAACGGAGGACUAAACCAUCACAGUGGUGCCUUUGCCGGCACCUAUAUCGCAUCCCUCUCCAUCGACGCCGCAAAGGAGUUAACUCGCCCUGGGAAAUGGGAUCCAACCAUUCCGUCGUCUGCACGUCUCAAGGCUUUCGUCUGCCAAGUGGACAAGAAGAAUCACGGAGACCUCGAUGGGCCGUUGAGCAUCAGCUCCGACACCCAAAAGCUCCGGGUCAGCCAGAUGCGAGAUAGUCUCCAAAAGCGCAUAGAUUACGCGCUCGACCCGGUCGGCGACGAUGAACAGCACCAGAGCCCCGUUAUGGUCGGCUGUUCCGAGAAAAUUGACGUCCACAUUACAGCGCACGCCACCGACGGCCCGCUUACAAGCACGACGUAUACCUGGGCCCUGGUCGUCCGCAUCCUGGCCAACGGGAUGAACUUGAAAGUCGUCGACACCGUUCUCCCAGUUAUCAUUAUCACGGAUAGAGACCAGCUGAGCUUGUCCGAAAUGCUGGUCACCACCUUGGCUGAGUCUUUUGUUGUACAACAAGGCUUCAAUGUGAUACAAGCAGGUGGCCGCCGCGACAAGGGCGUGAGCCAGGCAUUCAUUAACCAGGGCCGGGACCAUGUUGCCAACUUGAUUCACUUCCAGGACACCAUGGACAAAACGAUGGCGCAGGUAGAUGCCGACUGCAAACGUAUCAAGGUACACCAAAUUCAACAGGAGACCCGCGAGCAUUUGGACAGCCUCCUCGCAAGGGAGGAAACCGACAACGCAGCCGUUGCCGAGCUUACUGCACAGGUGGACGAGCUAGCAACUCGCGACCAGGCAAACAUGGAGCUUGAGGCCAAGUUAAGGGAGGAGAUUGAGUCCAUGGAGAAGUCGAACGCGUACCGGGAUGAGCUGUCGGCUGCGCUCGAGAUGGCAACGGAGGCUAUCAGGGGUUGGCUGGAGGAGCCAAACUAA
Pyricularia pennisetigena is the source of this 1203-nucleotide messenger RNA. RefSeq lists its product as uncharacterized. Lineage: Eukaryota; Fungi; Ascomycota; Sordariomycetes; Magnaporthales; Pyriculariaceae. The transcript is spliced from 2 exons. The coding region runs from base 1 to 1203 and encodes 400 amino acids. The record is from RefSeq and is a predicted model, not a curated record.